This is a messenger RNA of Schistosoma intercalatum, 1196 nucleotides long. The record is from the annotation of a GenBank genome assembly. NCBI's taxonomy places the organism in Eukaryota, Metazoa, Platyhelminthes, Trematoda, Strigeidida, Schistosomatidae.
AGUUCUCAAGUCUCUGUCAGACAACCAGUGAAUUAGUGACACAUGUGACACCGGCACCCUACGUCGAGUCAUCACUAUCCAUGGCCAUGAAGGUCGAGAAGCCAGUCACUCAGGACGUUGGAAUGCAGUUCGGAAUGCGUGUGGCCACGCGUGUCAUGAGCUCUGGCUACCAGGUGCAACAGACCAGCAGCCACACACUGACGGAAGCAGUGGGAGUAGCAGAACGAGAAGUACAGGUGACUCAAACCGAACGACCAGUUGUGACCAGUGUGGAUCACAGAGAAAUGAAGACAGUGAAACCUGAUCAUAUGAUGUCAGUGAGUACCUCCUACGCAGAACCGCCUGUCAAACAGCCACCACCACGCCAACUGACUGACACUGCCACACAGGCGACCUCCGUUACCACACACGUCACGGAAUCCAGUGAGCAUGUGAUUGUCUCUAAACCCACCGUUCAAGUCCAAGCACCUCUCGUCACCGAGACCGCCUCAUUGGAGUUACCCACACCUGAACCUGUUCGCAAAACAUCACUAGUGGAAGCCACACAGUUCGUGAAACGUUCCACAGUCGACCAACAAAUCGACACAGUACCAGUCUCCUCGUCCGACGUGGGUGCACAGACUGAGCCACACAAAUCUCUACUCGACGGUGCUGCCCAUUUGUCGUUGAAACGCACCGAUACGACGUCACAAGCCAAACCUGUCCAAUUGUGCAUGGUGGAUUCUUGGAGUGAGAUACAUGCACCAGUGAAACCAGAGACACCAGUUGUUCCGGUCCACGAACCACCGAAACGCAUCCAAACAUUGGAAGCCUGUGUGCAGACGGUGAAGGAAAGUGUGUGUGUUGUGGAUAGUGCGACCAGUGUGUUAAUGAAGUCGCCGGAAAGUGUGCUUGAUUCGGCUGCAGCUUUCGUGAAGAGACCGAGUGUGAAUGCUGAAGUGCAAGUGGAUAGGGUGAGCACACCGGUCGUCAGUCUGACCACACACAAGUUAGAACCGAAAAUGGUCGAGAGGAGUCUGUGUACCAGCUGUGGACAUCGGUACGUGAAUACCGAAGAGAUGGCUUGUCAGACCGUUCAGCCUAAGAUCGAACCGGUUCCUGUGACUGUGAAGACGUCGAAUGUCGCUAUGCAGACCAGUAAGUUCUCAAGUCUCUGUCAGACAACCAGUGAAGUAGUGACACAUGUGACACCGGCA